Molecule: messenger RNA, 804 nt
Organism: Zophobas morio
Lineage: Eukaryota; Metazoa; Arthropoda; Insecta; Coleoptera; Tenebrionidae
Exons: 10
Coding region: 1-804 (267 amino acids)
Cellular component (GO): endosome
Molecular function (GO): phosphatidylinositol binding
Source: RefSeq, a predicted model, not a curated record
AUGAACCAGGAAUUUAAAGAAAACUUACUAAUUUCAAACGGUAAUGCUGCACUUGCCACAGACAAUAAUGACUGCAGUCAAACUGAGGAUUUAUAUUCUGAUACAAAUCAUCUUCAAAAACAGUUAUGUGACGCCUCACUUUGGGAUAACCGUACUUCUAUUUCUGUUAUAAAUCCAACCGUUAUAGCGGGGCCGUCCUCGCAGUUCGUUGUUUAUGAAGUCUUAAAAGAGCCUCAUCGAGUACAACGGAGGUUCACUGAAUUUCUGCAGCUCAGAAAACUUAUUACGGCCAAUCAUCCGGGUGUUAUAGUUCCCUCCCUUCCCCCCAAGACCACGUGGGAAAACAGGUUUAGUGAAGAUUUCCUGGAAAUUCGACGUUCUGCACUUGAAAGUUUUUUAAGGUGGCUGCAGUGGAUACCAGAAUUAAGCGAAAGUGCAGAAUUCCUUUCUUUCUGCACUACACAGUCUUCGUUUAAUAAUGAUCUCGUGGUAGUCGAAAAAAAGUUGCAACCGCUUUUUUCUACGUUUUUCGCUUCGAAAGCAACCCUUUUAGAAACUUCCAGUAAAGAUAUGUACUUGGAGCAGCAGGAAGCACGUGUCACCAGAGUACAUGGUUUAUUAGCGGCUCUAUAUGACUCUUUUAAAGAGUUGAAAGUUUUUCGAAGAGAGUUAUAUCUCAUUGAUCACAAAAUUUCGCGCGCCUGGGAUUCCUCCAAACUUGGAUUUCACUCGUUCGAUCUCCGUAAAUUAUUAGCUCUUCUCGCUGCAACCAAAACAGAAUUUGUACGUCACAAAAAAUAUUAA